Messenger RNA from Arachis duranensis, 1407 nucleotides. RefSeq lists its product as uncharacterized. NCBI's taxonomy places the organism in Eukaryota, Viridiplantae, Streptophyta, Magnoliopsida, Fabales, Fabaceae. The transcript is spliced from 4 exons. Bases 2 to 1234 code for a protein of 410 amino acids. Gene Ontology annotation, molecular function: protein binding. The record is from RefSeq and is a predicted model, not a curated record.
CAUGCUUCCAAUUGAAUUGGCAUGUUGGGCUAAUCAGCCUCUUAUGGUGAAUUAUUUGUUUGAAAAUACUCGACUGGAUUAUUUGAACCGUCACUUAUCCAUUGAAGAAGACAUUGUUAGGGUGUUUUUCUUGGCUCUUACCACCAGCAAUUAUAGUGUGGCAUCUUCAUUGUUGGAUAUGUAUUCCGAACUUGCCAGAGCCGAAAACAAUGACGGACUAACUGCAUUGGAAGUCAUUGCCAAAUUGCCCUCGGAGGGUGAUGAAGCUGGAUAUAGAGACAUUGUGCGUAUGGUAUUUGAGCAUAUGGAAGGGGAAGAGUUUGAGUGUGCAAGAAUUUCAAAAGCAAUGUUUGAUGCAGCAAAAUUAGGAAACGCCAUAAUUUUAGAAUUUAUGUUUGGAUACAAUGCAAAUUUGUUGAUGGAAGUGAAUUCAAAGGGGCAAAGCUUACUUCACAUAGCCAUUCUAAAUCGACGAGUAACUACAUACCAAUUAAUAUUGAGCAAGGGUGCAUACACCAAUGCUAUUCUGCAAUUCCUUGAUUUUAAGGGAAACAAUAUUCUUCACUAUGCUGGAAAGCUUUCAGCUGCAGAAAGAUUUGGAACACCUUGUCAUUCUCUACUUCUCAGUGAGGAACGAUGGUUUCAGGAAGUGGCAAGCAUAGUUCCAGGUGCAUUUAAAAGCAUGAAAAAUGUGAAAGGACGAACUCCAGAGGAAAUAUUUUAUAAGAAACACAAAGAGCUUCAUGAAAGAGCUAUGUCAGAACAGAAUGAAACAGCAAACAAUUUUAUGAUUAUUGGAACUCUUGUUACCACCUUGGCUGUAACUGCUGCUCUCACUAUUCGGACCAACACUGUUCAAGGACCAACUCCUGUCUUUAAAGAGACCACAUGGUACAUAUUAUUCCUUCUAUCAGUCGUUGUUGUAACAACCGUCCUUGUUCUUUCAAUGCUCUUUUUCACUUCAGUUAUACACAGCCCACGCAAGCAGAAAAUGUUUGACCAGGUCAAUGCUCGUCAUCGGAAGAUUGCAAUAGGGUGUUUGCUUCUUUUUCUUUCCAUAAUCACCAUUACUUUCACUGCUCUUUGUUCUGCUGUUUUAAUCUUCUCUUUCUUCCCCAAAUGGAUCUUCAUUUUCAUAAUUGCACUUUCUUCUGUGCCAUUGGUCUGCUGUGGUAAGAUCUAUGGUUUUGCUACCUCAAUAAGUCUUUUGGUACAUAAGAAUGAUCUUUUCUGAAGGCUCCUUCCGAUAUAAGAAAUUAUCUGAAUAGCGAUUAAUUUUAAAAUAAGGCCGUCAAAGUUCAAACAAAUGCCAAAUCAAGUUGGUCAUUGACGAGAGACUAACUGUUUUUGGUCAUGGAAAAAAUCAAUCGAUCGAAUUGGUCGGUAAAAUCAGUCUCUAUCCAAAAG